Molecule: messenger RNA, 1701 nt
Organism: Nicotiana tabacum (common tobacco)
Lineage: Eukaryota; Viridiplantae; Streptophyta; Magnoliopsida; Solanales; Solanaceae
Source: RefSeq, a predicted model, not a curated record
UCUCCCAUAUAUAUAAACGUGAAAAGUCUCCUCUCUGAGAUUUCACAAUUCAAAUUCUCCUCACGCAAACAACACACUCUCCUUUCCUCUCAGCAAAAUUUCAAAUAUCUCUUGAAACUUUCGAAAAUGCUUGCAUUCAAACCUGAAGAGCAGUUACAGCUCAUUGAACGUGAAGAGAUCGAAGAUGAAGAUGACUUAUUCGAGGCUAUUGAUAAACUGAUCUCUCAUGGAAUCAAUGCUGGGGACGUGAAGAAGCUGCAAGAUGCAGGGAUCUACACCUGCAAUGGCUUGAUGAUGCACACGAAGAAGAACUUGACUGGGAUCAAAGGGCUAUCCGAAGCAAAAGUUGACAAGAUCUGUGAAGCAGCUGAGAAGAUAGUGAAUUUUGGCUAUAUUACUGGAAGUGAUGCUCUGCUCAAAAGGAAGCAGGUAGUUCGUAUCACAACUGGAAGCCAGGCACUGGAUGAACUUUUGGGAGGAGGGAUCGAAACUUCAGCAAUCACUGAAGCUUUUGGUGAAUUCAGAUCUGGAAAGACACAACUUGCUCAUACUCUCUGUGUCUCUACUCAGCUUCCUACUAGCAUGAAAGGAGGGAAUGGAAAGGUGGCUUACAUUGAUACUGAGGGAACAUUUCGGCCAGAUCGUCUUGUGCCCAUUGCUGAAAGAUUUGGAAUGGACGCAGGAGCUGUUCUUGACAAUAUCAUUUAUGCUCGUGCAUACACAUACGAACAUCAGUACAACCUGCUUCUUGGUCUGGCAGCAAAAAUGGCUGAAGAGCCUUUCAGACUUCUGAUUGUUGACUCUGUGAUUGCUUUAUUUCGAGUGGAUUUCACUGGAAGAGGAGAACUUGCAGAACGUCAGCAAAAGUUGGCUCAGAUGCUGUCCCGAUUGAUAAAGAUAGCUGAGGAAUUUAAUGUUGCUGUUUACAUGACUAAUCAAGUUAUAGCUGAUCCAGGUGGAGGGGUGUUCAUAUCAGAUCCAAAGAAGCCAGCAGGAGGUCAUGUCCUUGCUCACGCAGCAACCAUAAGACUAAUGUUCAGGAAGGGCAAAGGAGAACAGCGUGUCUGCAAGGUGUUUGAUGCACCAAAUCUUCCAGAGGCCGAAGCAAUUUUUCAGAUAACACCAGGAGGAAUUGCAGAUGCUAAGGACUGAAGAUCAGCUGGGACUUCCUCUCUGCUGCAGCAGAGAUCUGCUUAUGCUUACAUUCCGCUUUCGUAUUUUGAUGCUUACUUUUUAGUGUUAGCUAUAAGCAUAUCAGUUUAGCAUAAAAAGAUGUUUGUAAACCACUGUUUUGUCACACUUAUCGUGGUUGCACGUGGUGUUAUCACGAAUAUAGAUUAGUUUCUUGCUCUUAGUCUAGUUAUCUUGUAUUAUCAUAGACGGUUUACAAAAUGCAAUAGCAAUAAUAUUGGCAGUUUCGAUUAGCAUGCAAUUUUAGUCCUAAUACUUCAUCCGAUCAUCUAUGUUCACAAAUCCUCGACUGUCCUCUUAUAUCUAACAACCUACAUUUUUGACAAGGCCAGUUGCAUAUAGUGUGUUAUGUGCUUAGUUUUGCUUUGCACCGAUGAAAAUGCUGCAGAGGGCAUACCAUCUUUUAAGCAACGACUGUUUCUUAGGCCUUAGCCCAACUUUUGGGUAUACUACAAACAUUCUCAAUGCACAAGGGAACAGACCUGACUGCUGAUGUUUCUUAUUAGCAAG